AACUCACUAAUGUACAUGUCCCGUCUUUUUACAGACCUCUCUGGAGGCAAAAUUCGUGUGGAAAGCCUGAGAAUUUCUGAUAAAAAAGCAGAAAAACUGAAUAUGAAGAGUUACACCAUGGAUGUAAUCAACAAUUUUAGAGGUCGGAUUGGUUGGCCAUUUGAGCUCUCUGGAGGCCAAAGUCAUGUGGAGUUUCCACGGUUAAGUGCUUGGACGAGCAUUAUUAAAUGCAUGAAUCACUGGACCUGGGGCAGGAAUUAUAACUUCCUCCACGACAUGACAGGUGAAGCAGUGCCCUCCACUCUUCAGGAAACUGAGACGAGAGACUAUGAAGAUGCCGGACUGUUGCUGAACUCACCCUACUUCUCAGUGCUGAGAAAAGAGAGAGACAUCGACCUCAUCAUUUCACUGGAUUUCAGUGAGGGUGAUCCUUUCAUGACAGUGAAGGAAGCUGCCAAGAUGUGCAAGGAACUAAACAUCCCUUUCCCUGAGGUCAACAUUCCCAGUGAGGACUUACAGAAACCGAAGGACUUCUAUGUGUUCAAAGGCAAAAACACUCCAACUGUGAUCCACAUCCCUCUCUUUAAUAUGGUCAACUGUGGAGAUAAAAUUGAGGCCAAGAGGAAAAGUUAUAAGACCUUUCAAGGUCCUUACAGCGCUGAGAUGAUCACUGAUCUCAUGGAGGUCGCUGGAAAAAACAUCACAAACAACAGAGGAAAACUGGUGGAGCAGAUCCGUGCGGCCGUUGGGCAAAAAGGAUCCAGGCGUUAAUGUUUAAAAUCUGAAUAUAGACUAAACUGAUUUGCAUAUCAGCAGUGUUGGGGGAAACGCAUUAUAAGUAACAUGAGUUAUGUAAUCAGAUUACUUUUUUUCAAGUAACUAGUAAAGUAAUGCAUUACUUUUAAAUGUGCAUUGUAAUAUCUGAGUUACUUUUUCAAAUAAGUAGCACAAGUUACUUUGUUAUUUAUUAUUUAUUAUUAUUAUUUAUUAUUAUUAUAUACGCCUCUCCUGUCGCCAUGUUGAGAGGAUGUGUGGAACGUAACACAUUACUUUCCUUAAAAAGUAACUAAGUAAUGCAAUAGUGACUUUUUAUGGCGGUAAUGCGUUCAUUUCCAAAGUAACUUUCCCCAACACUGCAUAUCAGUCAUUUUAAUUUAUUUUUAAUUUAUUUCAGUCAGUUUAAUUUAUUUUUCUGUCAGCAUUUUUUUUCUUCUGCAAAAUGCUUUUUUUCCUGCUAAUUCUGUUUAAUAUGUUUCUGCAUGUUUCAAUGUUUCAUCAUUAUGCCAGCUGAUUAUAAUAAAACAGAGUUUUGGUCCUGAAUGCUGACUGGUCAAUUC
Messenger RNA from Megalobrama amblycephala (Wuchang bream), 1337 nucleotides. Its product is annotated as cytosolic phospholipase A2 gamma-like. The record is from RefSeq and is a predicted model, not a curated record. The transcript is spliced from 6 exons. Gene Ontology annotation, biological process: glycerophospholipid catabolic process. NCBI's taxonomy places the organism in Eukaryota, Metazoa, Chordata, Actinopteri, Cypriniformes, Xenocyprididae. Bases 10 to 771 code for a protein of 253 amino acids. Gene Ontology annotation, molecular function: calcium-dependent phospholipid binding; calcium ion binding. Gene Ontology annotation, cellular component: nuclear envelope; nucleoplasm; cytosol.